Messenger RNA from Oncorhynchus keta (chum salmon), 4332 nucleotides. RefSeq names its product opioid receptor, mu 1 (gene oprm1). Gene Ontology annotation, biological process: G protein-coupled opioid receptor signaling pathway; sensory perception of pain; neuropeptide signaling pathway. The transcript has 3 exons. The record is from RefSeq and is a predicted model, not a curated record. Gene Ontology annotation, cellular component: neuron projection; membrane. Lineage: Eukaryota; Metazoa; Chordata; Actinopteri; Salmoniformes; Salmonidae. Gene Ontology annotation, molecular function: G-protein alpha-subunit binding; morphine receptor activity; beta-endorphin receptor activity. The coding region runs from base 199 to 1344 and encodes 381 amino acids.
UUGCUUGAUAAAUUGAGAACGCAAUAGGGGGAACUGGUAAUAUGCAUUUAUGUUUCAUCCACGUCCAAUAACUCGUGCGUAAGGGUACUUGGUGUGACACAAAAACGCCUUAACUCACACCGUGCAGCCUUGAACGUGAGAGAAUCGUUGCCAGAUUUCUUGUCCUGAGCGCCUCAGCCGGGACAGCUUCAGCUGACCAUGGAAAGCGGUGGCAACACGUCGAACUAUCCGUACCAUUUCUCGAAUAUGGCCAUGAUGAACAAUAGUGUUUUUUGUCGGAACUUCAGCGAUAACAUGAGUUUGGAUGCCAAAUGUGAGAGAACAGACAAUCUGGCCAAAGAUUCGACACCAGUGAUCAUCGCGAUUAUAAUCACGACUCUUUACUCUAUUGUGUGUGUGCUUGGUCUGGUGGGAAACGUGCUCGUCAUGUAUGUCAUUAUCAGAUACACUAAAAUGAAGACCGCCACAAAUAUCUACAUCUUCAACCUGGCCUUGGCUGAUGCACUAGCCACCAGUACGCUGCCCUUCCAGAGUGUCAACUUCCUGAUGGGGACCUGGCCGUUUGGAGACGUGCUGUGCAAGAUAGUGAUAUCCAUCGACUACUACAACAUGUUCACCAGUAUCUUCACCUUGACUACAAUGAGUAUUGACCGUUACAUUGCAGUGUGCCACCCCGUCAAGGCCUUAGACUUCCGCACGCCCCGUAACGCGAAGAUUGUCAACGUGUGCAACUGGAUCCUGUCCUCUGCCAUCGGUCUACCUGUCAUGUUCACCGCCUUAACUACUGUAACCGAUAACGGCAAGUACGACAGAAUCAUCGACUGCACUUUGAUCUUCCCCCACCCAUCCUGGUACUGGGAGAAUCUUCUGAAGAUCUGCGUCUUCAUCUUUGCCUUCAUCAUCCCCGUCCUCAUCAUCACCGUGUGCUAUGGGCUAAUGAUCUUGCGCCUGAAGAGCGUGCGCAUGUUGUCCGGCUCCAAGGAGAAGGACCGCAACCUGCGCCGCAUCACCCGUAUGGUCCUGGUGGUGGUGGCCGUCUUCAUCAUCUGCUGGACGCCCAUCCACAUCUACGUCAUCAUCAAAGCCCUUAUCAAUAUCCCCAACUCCCUGCUGCAGUCCGUCACCUGGCACUUCUGCAUCGCUCUGGGCUACACCAACAGCUGCCUGAAUCCCGUCCUCUACGCCUUCCUGGACGAGAACUUCAAGCGCUGCUUCCGCGAGUUCUGCAUCCCCUUGAGUCCUUCGAUGCUGGAGCUGCAGAAUUCUUCUCGUACCCGCCACCACCCCCAACACGAGCACCACUCCAGCGCCAACACAGUGGAGAGGUCCAAUCAAGAGGUAUGACUAGGUAUGGAGAUGUUGUCGUUAGACUCAUGCUGCCAGCCCAACGACGAUAUGAUCUCGGAAGUCACCCAGGUAACCACGGUGCUCUGACACAAAGCUUUGACACGUAAUGCGCCAAGAUGCUGAAAUGCAACGUGGUGCGAGCAUCUAUGUUGCUGUCGCCUCUUUCUGGCAAGGCUGACAAAUAUUUGAAUGUAGAAUAGCGCUCAGCGUAAGGCUUUCUGUCAGGUAGCAUUAUUAAAAUGUUGAACUUUGGGCUAAACACUGAAAUUAACCAACAUCAGCUGUUAUGUACACAGUAGGCUAUCCUUUUAGACUGGUAUACUGAACAUACUGAAAAUGAUAAAUUGGCCAUGUUUUGAAGUUGUACAUUGUUUGUUUACAAUUACAUUAUUGUUUGCUUCAAGCGUCAAUGGCUAUAUAUCAUUAAUUUAAAAGUCAGAAAAUUGAUGUAGCCUACCAAUCACAGACUGCAGCUUUAAAGCUGUGUAUAGCUGCUUUUAUAUGUUAUAUGAUCUGUGCUAAAUUGUUAUGUAUUGUAUGUGUAUGUGAAUUGCCUUUAAUGUAGCCCUGCAAAAUAUCCAAACUGAAAGUGAUAAAAAAUAUAUAUAUAUAUGAUUACAUUUAGUUAUGAUCAGAUAUUCUAUUGAAUACUGUCAUUUUUAACAGUGCUUGGCAGAACUUGCUCACCUUCAAAAUGUUCCAUCAACAUGAUAAUGCUGCUUUAUCAACGUCAAGUAACUGAAAUAUUUAUUGAUAUUUAAAACUGAUAUAUUACAGUGCUUGCAAGUUUACAGAGAUAAAGUCCUAACCAUUGGGUUGUGGCAGACCUGGGUUCAAAUACAUGCUUAAUUAAAGACAUGGUGACUUUGGUGAAAAAAGACUGUGCUGCGCCUUGUUCCCUACAUUUUGCCCCGUGUGGGCCAGCCCCCUAGCAUUUCAAGUUUCAGCCAAUGAGCUUCAACCCCUCACCAUAUGAGUGACAGCUAGCAAGAUGCACGCGAUUCACCCACAGCAGAGCAGAGGGAAACAGCAAUGACGUGGUGCACAUAUUUGCACAUAUGUGACAGUACGCAAUUUUCGGAAAACAGUUUUGGCUCGUGAGCUCUACUUUCAGAAGUACUGGCUAAAAAGUAUUGAAAAGUACAGUACACUGAACAAAAAUAUAGGCGCAACAUGUAAAGUGGUGAUCCCAGAAAUGUUCCAUGUGCACAAAAAACGUAUUUCUCAAAAAUGUUGUGCAGAAAUGUGUUUACAUCCCUGCUAGUGAGCAUUUCCCCUUUGCCAAGAUGAUCCAUCCACCUGACAGGUGUGGCAUAUCAAGAAGCUAAACAGCAUGAUCAGUACACAGGUGCACCUUGUGCUGAGGAAAAUAAAAGGCCACUCUAACAUUUGCAAUUUUGUCAAACACCACAAUGCCAUAAUGUCUCAAGUUUUGAGGGAGUGUGCAAUUGGCAUGCUGCCUGCAGGAAUGUCCACCAAAGCUGUUGCCAGAGAAUUUAAUAUGAAUUUCUCUACCAUAAGCCGCCUCCAACGUCAUUUUAGAGAAUUUGGCAGUAGGUCCGGCCUGAGAACCGCAGACCACAUGUAUGGUGUCGUGUGGGCGAGCAGUUUGCUGACGAAAAAAGUGCCCCAAGGUGGCGGUGAGGUUAUGGUAUGGGCAGGCGUAAGCUACAGACAACUAACACAAUUACAUUUUAUUGAUGGAAAUUUGAAUGUAAAGAGAUAACGUGACGAGAUCAUGAGGCCCAUUGUCAUGCCAUUCAUCCGCCGCCAUCACCUUAUGUUUCAGCAUUAUAAUGCACAGCCCCAUAUCGCAAGGGUCUAUACCUGGAAGCUGAAAAUGUCCCAGUUCUUCCAUGUCAUGCAUACUGACCAUCCAUGUCACCCAUUGAGCACGUUUGGGAUGUUCUGGAUCAACUUGUACGACAGCGUGUUCCAGUUCACUCCAAUAUCCAGAAACUUCGCACAGCCAUUGAAACACAAGAAUUUCGCUACACCCGCAAUAGCAUCUGCUUAACACGUGUAUGUGACCAAUACGAUUUCAUUUGAAGAGGAGUGGGACAACAAUCCACAGGCCACAAUCAACAGCCUGAUCAAGUCUCUAUGCGAAGGAGAUGUGUCACACUGCAUGAGGCAAGUCGUGGUCACAACAGAUACUGACUGACUGGUUAUCUAAACAAUGCACCUACCUUUUUUUAAGGUAACUGUGACCAACAGAUUCAUAUUUGUAUUCCCAGUCAUGUGAAAUCUGUAGAUUAUGGCCUAAUUUAUUUAUUUCAAUUUCCUGAUAUGAACUGUAACUCAGUCAAAUCUUUAAAAUUGUUGCAUGUUGCGUUUAUAUUUUUGCUGUAUUUCAGUGUUUUUAAAUAAUGGGACUGAAACAACUACUUCUAUUUGAAAAAAAAAUAAAUGUUUACUUUGAAAUGUAUGUGAAAGUAAUUGAAAUCCCUUCAAUAGCAUUUGGACCCAGGUUGGAACUUGCUUGAUAUAUUUAUAUAUUUAAAAUAUUUUUAAAAAAACAUGUCAGUCCGUUCAAGGAUUUUAGUAAGUAUGUGUAGAUAGGGAUGCCGUCAGGCUUUGUCAGCUGUGUAUUAUGAUAUUAUUUUCAAGUUGUAUAUGAUGGUAUCAUUAUGCCUGUGUAUCUUUUCAGGGAUAAGACAAUAUACUGUUUCAUAGACCAACAUGUACAUGUGACUUUGUAUUUUACAAAAUCCCUGAUUUGUCUUAAAAUGGCGGAUGCUUUUAAUGUUACCAUGGUGAACAUUGUACUUUCUAAAUGAUUGUUGUAAAUUUGAAACUGUUUGUGAUUUUCACUCAAAUAUCUAAAAUGAUAAAUAUGCAUGUUACUACAUUUUACAUAAAGUUGUUAAUCAGCAAAUGUUGUUUUUCUAAAUAUACUUCAAUUCUGAAUUUUGAAUGUUUUUGUAAGUAGUCAAAUAAACCAUUAUAUAUCAAACACUGUAAUGAAUAUUACCUUUACCACAA